Messenger RNA from Rosa rugosa (rugosa rose), 288 nucleotides. RefSeq names its product sugar transporter ESL1-like. The coding region runs from base 16 to 288 and encodes 90 amino acids. The transcript is spliced from 4 exons. Gene Ontology annotation, cellular component: membrane. The record is from RefSeq and is a predicted model, not a curated record. Gene Ontology annotation, biological process: transmembrane transport. Lineage: Eukaryota; Viridiplantae; Streptophyta; Magnoliopsida; Rosales; Rosaceae. Gene Ontology annotation, molecular function: transmembrane transporter activity.
GUUUUUGGUUCAACAAUGACGAUUGGAGGAAUAAUUGGUGCACUAGUAAAUGGGAAGAUAACCGAUCUCAUUGGUCGUAGAGGCACAAUGUGGCUGUCUGAAACAUUCAGUGCUGCAGGAUGGCUCACCAUAGCAUUUGCACAGAAUGCUUGGUGGCUUGAUUUAGGACGGUUGUCAGUGGGAUUCGGUGUUGGUCUAAUUUGCUACGUGGUACCUGUAUACAUAGCAGAAAUAACACCUAAGGAUCUUAGAGGAAGAUUUACUUCAGCUACUCAGGUAUUAUCUUAA